CCUACACGAAAAUAAAUUUUUUUUGACAAAUCGUGCAUGUUUUCGCUACUUAAACCUAAUAUUCGCCGUGUUCGUAGUCCCAUAGUGGGACGCUCGUCCGCCCCGUCCCACGUAACGCAUCGCUUCCAGCGCAUAGCGUUCCCACUUGUCUGUUUGUUAUGAAUAUAUCGAAGGUGACAACAUCGCUUGGUGCCGCCGAAAAGGCGAAACCCGAACGUGUGGCCUCUGCGGCGGUGGCCGCCUUCAGUGCGGUGAGCAUCCAAAAGCGCGGCGGUGGCGCCGAUGAUCCUGCGGAGGAUUCGACACGCAAGAAGGCUAAGACAGAGCUGCUGCUCGGAACGCCCAGUGCAGCGCCCAGUUUGCCCGCCAAAGCGGUGGCCCCGCCACCGUCGCAGCAGAUUCUCUACCAGCGCGCUGGCCAGCAGGUAAAGGCCCAGCAGGUCCAGGUCCAGUCCCAGCCCAAAAUUGCGCUCGACACGCAGGACGCGCAGGCGACAGGCGGCCAGGAGGAUGGCGCCUGGGACGCACGCGAACAGCAGCAGCAGAUAAUAGUGUGCAAUUUCGGCUCUGGUGCCGAGAUGAGUGCAAUUAAGACGACGGAGGAUGCCACCGACAAGCAGAACUUCGCCAGCUUUACCAAAAAGGAGGCCGCCUCAUCCUCGUCCUCUUCCUCCUCAUCCACCGCCUCCAUCAUCUCAAUUGAGCCCAGUGGCUCUGGCCAGGAUCAUACAGAGAAUCCAGGCAAGGCGGAAGAUCUCGACUACGUGCUAAUGCCAGCCGGCGGCGGAGAUAAUGCGGUGGCCACGGCCUCAGCCCCGGGCACAACAGUAACAGCUGUUAGUAAUGCUCCAACUGGAGCUGGAACCACAUCCACCAUCAUACUGAAUGCCAAUAACAAUGGCGCCACAGGUGGCGGGACUGGAGGCGCCACUACCGCCACCACCACCAUUCUCACGCAGAAGCCCGGCCAGAGCAACUACAACAUAUUCAACACAACAGUCACGGGCAGCCAGACGGGGCAGCCCACGACGACGCUACUAAAUCGCGUGAACCUGCACAAUAAGAUGAAGACCACCCAACUGGUGGUCAAUGCCAAGAAGCUGUCGGAGGUGACGCAGACCACGGCCAAGGUGUCCAUUGGUAACAAGACCAUAUCAGUGCCACUGCUCAAGCCGCUGAUGAGCGGCGGGGCGGCCACAGCCGGCGGAGCGACAAUUGUCGAGAGCAAGCAGCUUCUGCAGCCAGGCGGCCAAGUGACCACCGUUGUAAGUGCCGCUCCGACACUGGGAGGCGGCGGCGGCGGGCAGCAGGGCCAUCCGCACGUCCACCCGCAUGCGCAUCCACAUCAGCACCACAACUUCACCAAGCUGAUCAAGCGGGUGCCCAAGAACACUGGCGGCACCAUCGUUUCGUUCUCCGGCCUGCAAAUCAAACCCGCCACCACCAAAAUUGUGGCCGCCAAGGUGGUCAACAAGAAGAUGGCCCUACCGCUGCAGAUGCAACACCAGCACCAACAGCAGCAGCAGACGCACCAGCUGCAGGUGACCAGCGGCGGGGGCCUGGCUCCAGCCACCGGCAGUAUAGUAACCAUCACAACCACCAAUCCCAGCCAGACGUUUGCGAUGGUCCAGGAGGCGUCGGCCACGGCAUCGGUGUCGUCCGUGGCGGGAGCAUCUUCGUCCGAGGACGAUGCUGCGACUCCGCGCAAGAUAACAGCGUACAGUGAGAACAUCCAGAAGAUCCUCAACAAAAGCAAGUCCCAGGAGGCCCAAGAAGAGUUCGCCAACAUCAAUAGCGUGGUGAUUAAGCCGCUGGACAAGAACACACUCAACUGUCCGCCCGGCUUUAACAUCUUCAAGCAGCAGCAGCAGCAUCAGGUUCAGGGGGCUCAAGGACAAGCAAAUGCCGCUGGAGGAGGCGGGACACCCGUGACGGUGACCAUGACUAGUGCCUCAGAUCUGGGAGCCACCUCUUCCACCGUCUCCGUGUCGGCGGGCACCAUUUGCAUCAACAGUCCGGUGAUGGGCUCACGACCCAUUCUCUCCAUUCAGAACAAGAACAUAUCCCUGGUGCUGUCCAAGACUACGAUGGCCCAGCAGAAGCCCAAGAUGAUCACCACCACCACCACUAUGACCAGCCAGUCGGCGCUGCAGAUGCACCAUGCCCUCGUUCAGGAUGCCAGUGCCGCGGACAAGACCGGGCAAGGAGGAGGAUCAUCGACCAGCGCGGGAGCUGUUUCCGUUGCUGCUGCUGGUACUCCUUCUGCGGGUGGUGCUCCUGCUCCCAUGCAGCUGAAGCUAACAACGCUGGCCAACAAUGCCGCAGCCACCAAGCUUAGCGUUGGCCUGGCCACCGAGGGCGGAGCCAAGCUGGAAGAGAUUGUCGGCGGCGAGCCAAAGGUUAAGCUGGUCAAGCAAGAGGUAGCGGUGAAGGAGCCAGCAAGUGCAAGUGCCACGCCCAGUGACCAGGAGCGUACCGAGGAGAUGGGCACGCCAGAGAAGCAACGCCUAAAUGCCAACAGCACAAUGACUACCAUCAACCAGGCGCAAAAUCAGACUCAGAAUCAAGCUCAGGUAGCUGUAGCUUCCGCACCCACUCCUGCGCCUCAUCCAGUUAAUCCUCCAGUGGUCGUCAGUGCUAGUGCAACGCCAACAACUGUAAACAGCAACCAGCGCACGGGAUCGGAGGAUUCAAAUAAUGCCCUGCUCAAGCAGCUGCUGCAGAACAGCAGCAGCAGCCACAGCCUCAACCAGAUAAGCAUCACGUCUGCUCACGUCGCCGGUGCCUCCGCCUCGUCGGCUACCCUCUCCGCCCGCAAGGUGAUCAAUGUACGUGCGCCCAGCAUGGGAAAGGUCAGCAGUCUGGAGGAUCAACUGGCACGUCCGGUCAUACCGCCGGUGCCCACGGCCACUCCACCAAGUAACACUAAUACCGGUGGAUCUGUGGCCACGCCCACAACUACCACCACUGGACAACAGCAGGUGCCCACCGCUUCCCCGGUGGUUGGUACUGCAGUAUCCACGGUUGUGAUUGCGAAUGCAAGCGGAAACUCAGGAAGCGGGACAUCCAGCGGGAGCGAACCGAAGCUGGAGCAGAAGAACGAGCAGCCGCAACCGGUGGUGGUGGCCACCAUUCAGAAUCAGAACCAGGUGCCAGCGCAACACCCACAUCCUCAGGCACAGUCACAUCUACAGGCACCAGCACCUCCCCAGCAACAGCAGCAGCAAUUGCAGGUGCAGCUGCAGCCACCGCCGCCACCACCACCGCAUCAGGUCAAGCAGACCGUCCAGAUUGUGUCCAAGGAGACGUCCUUCAUCUCUGGACCUGUGACGGCCAACAAGCUGGUGAUUCCGGAUAAUACAAGCAAGCCCGCAGAACAGCUCCUGGCCCCACCAUCCUACGAACUGGCCACUGCGCCUGUAUCCAAUGUCACCAUCUCGAUAUCCACCAAGCAGCCGGCGACCAAGGAGCUGCAGCAGAUGAAGCCCAAAGCGGUGCCGAUGGACCAGGGCGAGGAGUCGCUGUCAGCGGAGCAAGGAGAGCAGCUGCCGCAUCCGGAACAGAGUGGCGGAGCAAUCAUGGCGGCGGCGGGAGGAGCGCUUGUGACGGCAGCGUGGACAAACAGCAAUCAUUUGGACACAACGAAUGCCCUGGGAGCAGCCACCAAGAUGUCCUUUAAGCCCGGCGAGGCCCAGAAACGCAAGCUGCCCAUGCAUCCGCAGCUCGACGAGAAGCAGCUUCAGAUUCAGCAGCAUCAGCAACAGCAGCAACAACAACAACAACAACAGCAGCAGCAGCAGCAGCAACAAGUGGAGCUCAACUCAUCUAUGCAAGUAAAUCAACCCACGGCAGGAGCAGAAAAGGUACAACUGGUUAGCUACGUGAAGAAGUCCGCUGGAGGAGCCGAGCAGAUGCAGCUACAGCCCAUGCAGAGCCAGGGUCAGGUGCAGAUGCAGGCCCAAAUGCAGGCGGCCAUGCAGGGACAACUGACGGGGCAGAUGCCAGGACAAAUCCCAGCACACAUUACCGGACAGAUACCCGCCCAAAUGCAGCUCCAAGUGCAGCAGCACCAGCUACAGGUCGCCGUGCAUCCUCAGCAGCAUCCCCAGCAUCAGCAGCAGCAUUCUCAGCAACAGCAGCAGCUCCAGCACCAGCACCAACAUCAGAACCAGCUCCAGCACCAGCAGGCCGGCACGGUUUCGGUGCCAAUUCCGAUGCCCGGAACUGGUGCCGUGCCCACCAUGGAGCCCAAGGCUGGGGAUCAACGAAAGCGGCGCAAACGGGAAGUUCAGAAGCCGCGACGCACGAAUCUAAACGCCGGCCAGGCAGCCGGAGCUCUCAAGGACCUAACCGGCACCCUGCCGGCUGGUGCCAUGGUUCAGCUAGCCGGUAUGCCACCGGGAACGCAGUACAUCCAGGGCGGCGCUGCCGGCACGGGUCACGUAAUCAGCGGCGGCGUCACGAUUGGCGGCGGCGGUGGUGGUGGAUCAGGAGCGGGAGCCGGCGCUUCACCGAUGCUGAAGAAGCGAGUGCGCAAGUUCUCCAAAGUCGAGGAGGACCACGAUGCAUUUACUGAGAAGCUGCUCACGCACAUCCGCCAGAUGCAACCGCUGCAGGUCCUGGAGCCGCAUCUCAACCGCAACUUUCACUUUCUUGUCGGCAGCAACGAGGCGGCCGCCAGUGGCGGAGGCUCACCCUCCACCAAUUCCGGUGGAGCCAACUCUGGGUCAGCAUCUGCCGCUAGCGGUACAGCGUCCUCAUCAUCAUCUUCGUCGGCUGGCGGUGCUGGAAAAUUAAAGAGCGCAUCCCUCAACAACCGCGGCUGGGCGCUCGGACGACACUUGGAGGGCCUGGAGGACUGCGAUGGAGCCAUCCUUGGACGCUAUGGCCGCGUGUGCCUGCCGGGGAUACCUUCGCUUUACGACAGUGACCGCUUCGGUGGAAGCGGCGGCCUGGUGGGUGGAUCGGCAGCCACCAGAUCGCCCUCGCCAUCGCUAUGUACGGACGUGGAGAAGACGCUACCGCUGUCCAGCAUACAGAAUGACUUCUACGACCAGGAAUUCUCCACGCACAUCGAACGGAAUCCUCGCGAGCGCCUGCAGCGUCACAUUGGCGCCGUCAGGGACUGCAAUAUGGAGACCAUUGAGCUGGUGGAGGGCGAAACUGUGGCAGCGUGGGCGGCCCUGCCCCGGCUCUCCCGCUACCCGGGUCUGAUAAUCCUUAAUGGGAACAGCCGAUGCCACGGCCGCAUGUCGCCGGUGGCCCUGCCAGAAGAUCCAAUAACCAUGCGCGUGCCCGUGUCGCCACUGCUCCGCUCCUGUGGCGAGGAGCUGCGCAAGGCCCAGCAACUGGAGCUGGGCAUGUGCAUGGGAUCCUUGGGCAAUAACAACAACAACAACUACCAGCAGAAGAACCAGAACGUGAUACUCGCACUGCCCGCCUCCUCCACGGAGAACAUAGCCGGUGUACUGCGGGAUCUGGCCAAUCUGCUCCACCUGACGCCCGCCCUUACCUGCAAGAUUAUCGAGGACAAGACGGGCAGUGGCAGCGCCGACAAACUGGGCGAGGAUACGGCUAUGGAGCAGUCGCAGGAGUUGGACGAGAAGCACAAGGACGACUUCAAGCGGCCACUGAACAUCAGCCAUGGCCACCUGCGCAAGAUUCUCAACGGGCGCCGCAAGCUUUGCCGCAGUUGCGGCAAUGUGGUUCAUGCCUCCGGUCUGCGAGUGCCACGACACAGUGUUCCGCCGCUGGAGGAGCAGCUGCCGCGCCUCGCCCAACUGAUGGCAAUGCUACCGCGCAAGUCACCGCCACCGCCUUUCGCCUACUUCUGCGACCGCUCUUGCUUCGCCAAGUUCAAGUGGAGCGGUGGCAAAGAGGGCCAGGCGGCGGAGGCGGCCAGCCUGCUGCUUCAGCCGGCAGGCGGUGGCACCAACUCGUCCAGCAAUGCCCCCUCCUCGAUGGAUUCGCCCAGCACCAACAGCAGCAGCGGUGGCAACGGGUUAGCGGCUGUCGCCGAGACGGUUGUCAAACAGGAGCCAGAGGAUGAGUCGGACGUAAAGCAGGGAAUGUCCGGCAACCCGCCACAGCGCAAGUGCAUCGUCAAGUGCUUUAGUGCGGACUGCUUUGCUCCCGAAACCACGGCCAUCAAGCUGGAGUUUGACGGAGCAGCGGGAACUGGCACGGGAGCAGUUAACAACACAGUGUGGGAAACGGAGGCUAGUGGACAGCAGCAGCAACAGCAGAUGGAAGACACCAGGCAGUGUGUGUUCUGCAAUCAGCGGGGUGAUGGCAAGGCGGACGGACCCUCGCGACUGCUUAACUUCGAUGUGGACAAAUGGGUUCAUCUCAAUUGCGCUCUGUGGAGCAACGGCGUCUACGAGACGGUAUCCGGGGCUUUGAUGAACUUCCAGACAGCGCUGCAGUCAGGCUUGAACCAGGCCUGCAGUGCCUGCCACCAGCUGGGCGCCACCAUCAAGUGCUUCAAGUCGCGCUGCAAUAGCCUGUAUCACCUGCCCUGUGCCAUACGCGAGGAGUGUGUCUUCUACAAGAACAAGUCCGUCCACUGCAGUGCCCAUGGUCAUGCGCACUCAGGACUGGCUGGCGGAGCGGGCUCUGGAGCAGGGUCCGGUUCCACGGCUGCCAGCGUGGCUGCUACGGCGGCCGGAACCGAGAAUGAACUCAGCUCCCUGGUUGUGCACCGGCGGGUGUUUGUCGAUCGCGACGAGAACCGACAGGUGGCCACCGUCAUGCACUACUCGGAGCUAAGCAAUCUGCUACGUGUGGGCAAUAUGACCUUCCUCAACGUGGGCCAGCUUCUGCCUCAUCAGCUGGAAGCCUUUCAUACCCCCCAUUACAUCUAUCCCAUUGGCUACAAGGUGAGUCGGUACUACUGGUGUGUGCGGCGACCGAAUCGGCGGUGUCGCUAUAUUUGUAGCAUUGCCGAGGCCGGCUGCAAGCCCGAGUUCCGCAUCGUGGUGCAGGACGCCGGCGACAAGGAGCCGGAGCGCGAGUUCCGCGACAGUUCACCGUCAGCGGUGUGGCAGCAAAUUCUCCAGCCAAUCACGCGGCUACGCAAGGUGCACAAGUGGCUGCAGCUCUUUCCGCAGCACAUUAGUGGUGAGGAUCUCUUCGGCCUGACGGAGCCGACUAUAGUCCGGAUACUGGAGAGCCUGCCGGGGAUCGAGACACUCACCGACUACCGCUUCAAAUACGGACGCAAUCCGCUACUGGAGUUCCCUCUGGCUAUCAAUCCAUCGGGAGCGGCAAGAACGGAGCCCAAACAGCGGCAGCUACUCGUCUGGCGGAAGCCGCACACGCAGCGUACGGCCGGUAGCUGCAGCACCCAGCGGAUGGCCAAUUCGGCGGCCAUUGCCGGCGAGGUGGCCUGUCCCUACAGCAAGCAGUUUGUCCAUUCGAAGAGCUCGCAGUACAAGAAGAUGAAGCAGGAGUGGCGCAACAACGUGUACCUGGCCAGAUCCAAGAUCCAGGGUUUGGGUUUGUAUGCCGCCCGGGACAUUGAGAAGCACACAAUGAUCAUCGAGUACAUAGGCGAGGUCAUUCGCACUGAGGUUUCCGAGAUACGCGAGAAGCAAUAUGAGUCAAAGAACCGUGGCAUCUACAUGUUCCGGCUGGACGAGGAUCGGGUGGUGGAUGCCACCUUGAGCGGCGGCUUGGCGCGCUACAUCAACCAUUCGUGCAAUCCCAACUGCGUGACGGAGAUCGUAGAGGUGGAUCGGGAUGUGCGCAUCAUUAUAUUCGCCAAGCGGAAGAUCUAUCGCGGCGAGGAGCUCUCGUACGAUUACAAGUUCGACAUCGAGGACGAAUCGCACAAGAUCCCGUGCGCCUGUGGGGCACCCAACUGUUGCAAGUGGAUGAACUAAGUAGAACUAAGGAGGAGCUAUUCAAACUGGAGGAGGAGCAUCGAAGCUCCGCGCCCAGUGAACACAGGAAUUGUUAUAAUCUGAUCGAUUAGGUAGAAUCACGCUAAGCAGUAUAAAGUAGAGACCGUGUACAUAUAUAUAUAUAUAUAUUCAGAUCCAGGUGCUCAUGCAUAUAU
Molecule: messenger RNA, 8059 nt
Organism: Drosophila serrata
Lineage: Eukaryota; Metazoa; Arthropoda; Insecta; Diptera; Drosophilidae
Gene: trr
Product: trithorax-related
Biological process (GO): positive regulation of transcription by RNA polymerase II
Cellular component (GO): MLL3/4 complex; nucleus
Molecular function (GO): histone H3K4 methyltransferase activity; transcription coactivator activity; protein binding
Source: RefSeq, a predicted model, not a curated record